This is a messenger RNA of Raphanus sativus (radish), 1863 nucleotides long. Its product is annotated as probable WRKY transcription factor 34. Gene Ontology annotation, biological process: regulation of DNA-templated transcription. The transcript is spliced from 4 exons. NCBI's taxonomy places the organism in Eukaryota, Viridiplantae, Streptophyta, Magnoliopsida, Brassicales, Brassicaceae. Gene Ontology annotation, molecular function: sequence-specific DNA binding; DNA-binding transcription factor activity. The record is from RefSeq and is a predicted model, not a curated record. The coding region runs from base 81 to 1718 and encodes 545 amino acids.
UUUUACUUGAAGAUUAUUACUAGAAGUUACUUACACAUUUCAGGUUAAGCCCAAAGCUGAAGCUGAAUCUUGGGUUAGUAAUGGCUGGUUUUAGUAAUAACCUUGCUGUACUGGGAGAAUGGAGAGACUGUAGUCCUAACCAAAGGAAGAGAUCCAAAGCGGAACUUGAUAGAGAGGUUUCUUUAGAAGAAGACGUCAAGGAUGAUAAAGACUUUCUGCAAACCAUGUUUCAAGAGAAACCGUGUUGUUAUUCACGAGGUGGUCUUAGUGAAAGGAUUGCUGCUAGAUCCGGGUUUAAUGUACCUACUAGUAUAAACACUGAGAGUAGUACUCUUGGGUCACUAUGUUUAAACAUCUCUUCUCCUGGUGUUAGUCCUGCAUCUCUGCUAGAGUCUCCUGUCUUCCUCUCAAACCCUUUGCUAUCUCCAACAACAGGAAAGCUCUCAUAUCUACCUUCAGAUCAUAAAGCUAAGGAUGAGUUCUUUGAUCCUACAACCAUCGGUUUAGAACCUGAUGAUUCUCAGGCCUAUGAGCAGACACAUGACAUUGGCUUAGGAGACUCGAUGGCAUCGAGUGGUGCACCUGCAGAUGAUGGAUACAACUGGAGGAAAUACGGACAGAAGCUAGUUAAAGGAAGCGAGUAUCCACGUAGCUAUUACAAGUGCACACACCCAAACUGUGAGGUGAAGAAGAAGGUUGAACGGUCCAGGGAAGGUCAUAUUACAGAGAUCAUAUACGCAAAAAAUCAUAAUCACCCAAAACCUUCACCUAACCGCCGUUCAGGCAUUGGAUCAUCUGGGACAUGCAAUGACAUGCAACUAGAUGGAACCGAACAACAAGAAAGUUUUGCUGGAACUGAUGAGAACGUAGAAUGGACAUCACCUGUAAGCCAUUCUGGAUCAAUGCAGGUUCAAAGCGGAACUCAGUUCGGGUAUGGUGAUGCAGCCUUCUUUAACGUUGAAGGUGAAGAAGAGCGAACGUCCCACAUGAGUCUUUCCAUUGGUGGCAACGGAGAAGCAGAUGAAUCCGAGCCAAAGAGAAGGAAACUGGAAGCUUGUGCAUCACGAACCACCCGUGAGCCAAAGGUCGUGGUGCAGACCACAAGUGAUAUUGACAUCCUCGAGGAUGGCUAUCGCUGGCGCAAGUAUGGACAAAAAGUUGUUAAAGGAAACCCGAAUCCAAGGAGCUACUACAAAUGCACAGCUAAUGGAUGCAUCGUAACGAAGCAUGUGGAGAGAGCUUCCGAUGACCUAACGUCCGUAUUAACCACAUACAUAGGCAAGCACACCCAUGAAGUACCUGCAGCACGCAACAAUAGCAGCCACCUGAGUCCAGGCAGCUCAGGGACCAUCCCAGGCGGUUUAGCGACUCAGACCCAGAACCACCAAGUGCACUAUCCAGUGCCACACAGUAGCUCUGAGGGAAUGGUCACAGCCAAUUCAUCUCUAUUUGACUUCCAGACACCCAUGAGACCUCCUCCUUGGGCUGGUUUCUCGGCUUACGGUGGCGAAACUGAGCUUCUGGGUCUUUCAAUAUCAGGUUUAGCUAUCGGACAAGAGAGGUUCACCGGCCUGCCAACGCCUGCAAUUGGUGAUACAGCUGAGAUGAUGUUGCAGCUACCAGCAGAGCCCAAGGUGGAACCAGUGUCACAACAGGAACUUGGACUCUCGAGGAGCUCACUGAUAUACAGCGAUAUGAGUAGAUUACCACAAAUAUGAAAACCAGAUUAUUUCUUCACGGAUUGUUUUGUUCGUGUUUGAAUAAACAGUAGUUAGAGUUAAGGGAAGCUAAAGCUGUUUUUUUUUUUCCAAAGUCUUGUGGCAUGAUUCAAGUGCUAAAAAUAUAAGUAAUCUAAAACAUAGC